AUAAAUUAAAUUGUUGUCAUAGUUUACAGAUUGUGAAUAAAAUUCAACUUUAAUGCUUUGUUUUAUGGUUUUAAUGUAUUCUUUGUGAUUUUAGUUUAUUAACUGCAUAGAAUUCCUGACCGACACUGCCCGUACCGUAGAGAAAGAAGACUUGAUUACAGAUUAAUAACUUUUUUAUUAUCUGUAAUCAUGUAUAUUUACUUUGUGUACAGAUUUGAUUAAUAUUUGAAUCAAAAUUAAUUAAUCUAUUUAUAUUUAAUAAACAAUUUUUCUUUAACGUAUCAAUAUUUUAAUAGCACUUUCUGGUCAUUAUCCCAUAAGUAAUAGGUUAUUUGUUUAUAUAUUACCAUUAUUGCAUAAUGGCUCAGAAGGAGGAAGAAGAACCAUUCCAAGAAGACGACGUUUACAUCAAUCAAGAAGAUGGCAUGCCCAAUAUUCACCCUAAUAUUGCGAAUUUAGAACAAGAAAGUGACGAUCCGGAUGAGGUGGAUGAUUUCGAUGAUAUACCAAAGUCUGUUAUUGUCACAAACAUCCACAGCGAUGUAUUUGUCGAUGAAAAAUUAAAACAAGAUAUGGAAAAUCUAUUUCGUACGUUUUCUGAUAACAUAACAUUUCAGUGGCUUCGUAGCUUUAAACGUUUGCGUGUGAAUUACGAUAGCCCUUUAGCAGCUGCUAAUGCGCGAGUGCAACUACAUCAAUAUCAAUUUCAUAAUUCGUGCAUCAAUUGUUACUUUGCACAACCUGUGACUCCAGUAUCGUUUAAGAAUUUGAGGCCUCCUGCUCCUGUGAAACAGUUUCUUAUCUCGCCACCAUCAAGUCCUCCAGUGGGAUGGGAACCUCGAGAAGAGGGUGAGCCUUUAGUUAAUCAUGACCUUCUUGCUGCAUUAGCAAGUUUAGCUCCUGGUGAGAGUCAUGAGCUUCAUGCCCCAACACCAACGCAGCCAGCUAUAAUAGUCCAUACUGCACUGUCUAAUGAGAACAGUGUGCCUAAACAUGGCUGUCCGCUUCCACAUACUCGCUGUCCAGAAUAUUGAUAUGCCUUUAAAGAAUCUAGUGAAUUUAUUAAUUACAACUGAACUGGAUGCUCCUUAUUUCAUAUGCCAAUUCUGGCAUGUGAUAUAUUAUGCCAAAGACAUCCAUUAAAAAAUUGUGAAGUAUAUUUGUGUUGGAGAAUAUGAACAAGCAGGAUAUUAACUUUAUAGAUUUUAAUCAUAGGCUUUUUAGUAGGUUCUGCUUACUAGUCUAUAUUUUGACAAAAAUUAUAAAAGUUGUAUUGGUGCUAUAUUUUAACUUAAAAGGGAUAUUUAUGUUGCUUAAGUUAAUUUUUAUUUUUAUAAUGAUGAUGUCCUAAUUGUCCGUCUGAUUUAACUACCUAAGUUACACACAUAUAUAUAAUAAUUUAUUCACAGUCAUACCUGCAGCACUAAAAAGCAGUAGCUUUGAUUAUGUGUUAAUAAGAAUAUAGUGAUAUAAAUGAAUGUUAUUUUUUAAUGGUCAGAUACCUGCUGUGGUAGCACUUUCAUCUGUGGGAUAAUUUUAAAUAGGUUUCAUCAGUAAUCCAUAUUAUUUUUAAUCAGCCAUAAUGUUGGAGUACAUUAAGUGAUCAUUGGUUUAAUCAAAAAAUAUUGUAUUAGCAUAAAACAUCUAUGGUUGCUCAAUUACCAUUCUCUUGUAUUAAAUAUUUAAAAAUGUAUUUAAAUUUUAUUGUUUUCAUUAUUCUGGUAAACAAUAUAUGUUCUAAAAAUUAAUUGUUGGAUGUAAUGAACAUCCAUUUCUAACUCUAUAUCAAUAAAAUGUGACUAAUUAACUAUGAUAUGGUUGUAUUAGAUUAUGGUUGUAAAUCUUUAAAAAUAUUCAAAAUGCAUAAUACUUUUAUUUAACAUUGUAGUAUACUAUAGUCAUAGGAGUUCAAAUUCAAAAUUUGCCUUUGAUAGGCCUAAAAUUUACAUCACCAUCAAACUAAUUAUAUUAACAGAACUCUGAUACUAUUUAAAAUUAUAAAUUUAAGUUUUUAAAUAUAUUAUUUAUUGCAUAGUUAAGAAACAAUUACAUACAUAAACUAAUAAAAUAUUAUGGACACCAAUUUUAUAGAGUAUUGUCUUUACAUUUGUACCAGUUAACUACAUAAGUCAUUAUUAAUAAAAUUUUAUUCAUGUAUUUUCAUGUAAAUAACUUAUAAAUAAUCAGCAUGUUUAUGGAAUGUAUGGAGCUCAGACCUAGACAGUAUACACAAUAUAUAAACCCAACUAAAACCUUAUGACAAAUGAAAUAAAUAAAUGUCAGUAGUGUAACUCUUAGAAAUACCAUGUAAACUUAUUUGAAGCGACAACCAAUCGCACCACACUAUCAUGUUUGCUGUGAAAGACAUCAAUAUCCAAUUAUCUCUUAUUAUUUCAUUUCCUGUAAUCAGCAGCUCAUGCUACAAUCAGAUUUUUAUGCAUUCAACAGUUUUUAGGACUUAUUUUUUUUAUUAUAAAGGUUAUGUAUACAUAAUCAUUUUUUGCAAACCUACAUACCCUGGCAAACACUAAUUUAAAUAUAGUGUAGAUUGAGAAAUAUUCUUAACAUAUUUAUUUGUCAGAAUAUGGUAUGUACAAUGGUGGUAAUUAUAUAUAAUACUAGCUGUUCCCGCGACUUCGUCCGCGUGGAAUUUUGGAAGUUACUCCUUAUUACAUCAGCUACCUGCAAAAAAAAUCCCGUCAAAAUCGGUCCACCCAUUUCAGAGAUUAGCCGGAACAAACAGACCGACAGA
Molecule: messenger RNA, 2752 nt
Organism: Achroia grisella
Lineage: Eukaryota; Metazoa; Arthropoda; Insecta; Lepidoptera; Pyralidae
Gene: sra
Product: protein sarah
Exons: 1
Coding region: 360-1034 (224 amino acids)
Biological process (GO): calcium-mediated signaling
Cellular component (GO): nucleus; cytoplasm
Molecular function (GO): nucleic acid binding; calcium-dependent protein serine/threonine phosphatase regulator activity
Source: RefSeq, a predicted model, not a curated record